AUGGCUUCAAAGGCGCUCGCAAAGGCUUUUCCCAAGUCGCUCAAGGAGGUCAGGCUACACCUCUGCCAGACAGGACAGGCGUCUGCAGGCACUAGGCAAUUCAUCCAAAACUCCUACAAGGGCAUCAAGGCCUCAAAUCCCGAGCUGCCUUUCCUGGUUCGUGAGGCACAUGGUACUCCAGCUCGCAUCUUUGCCAGAUUCGAGCGCGGAGUGGAGAAGCAAGUAGAGGUAGACGGUCUGAGCGAACAGGACGUGCAGAAGAAGUUCCAGGAGCUCCUGACAUGA
Microstroma glucosiphilum is the source of this 285-nucleotide messenger RNA. RefSeq names its product NADH dehydrogenase, alpha subcomplex, subunit 2. Lineage: Eukaryota; Fungi; Basidiomycota; Exobasidiomycetes; Microstromatales; Microstromataceae. Bases 1 to 285 code for a protein of 94 amino acids. The transcript is spliced from 3 exons. The record is from RefSeq and is a predicted model, not a curated record.